ACUUCAUUUCCCACGUAGCAUUAGACAGAUGAGCAUGCGCCUAAACUGGUGUAAUCGCCAUAACUGGAAGCCGGGGCACGGUUUUGGGUUCGCGGUGAUUCAGAAUGGGGGAAAAGCCGAUUUGGGAACAGAUAGGAUCCAGUUUUGUGCAACAUUACUACCAGCUCUUUGACACGGACAGGACCCAGCUUGGAGCAAUAUAUAUCGAUGCAUCAUGCCUUACAUGGGAGGGACAGCAAUUCCAGGGAAAAGCAGCGAUUGUCGAGAAACUUUCUACUCUCCCCUUCUUAAAAAUAGCUCACAGUAUAACAGCACAAGACCACCAGCCCACACCUGACAGCUGUAUAAUGAGUAUGGUAGUAGGACAAUUAAAAGCUGAUGAGGACCCCAUCAUGGGAUUUCAUCAGAGUUUCAUCCUGAAGAACAUUAAUGAUGCCUGGGUAUGCACCAAUGACAUGUUCCGGCUCGCGCUGCACAAUUUCGGCUAAGGACACCAGAAGUGGGCAGAGUGGAUAUAAGGGAAGGCUGAGGAUGGGGGAGGUCUUGCAGAGACACCUAAACGCCCAACCUCCUCUCUGUAUCAUCCAUACCUGUUUGAGAAAUUACACCGGAUUCCAGAUGUCAAUCACAGAGACAUGCAGGCACAUAGGCUACAUGCCUUCAACUGAAAUGAGAUCUGUUCCUUUGCUGAGAGUUCACAGAUCCAUCAGAGUCCCUUUCCCUACGCUGACCUGCAUGAUGCUGGGGAGCUUAAAUAUCUGAAGAUGGCAGACAAGGAAAAAAAUGUACCAAUUUACCUUCACCAUUUUAGUUUUAUGUUCGGACUCAAUGUCUUAUAUCCUCAUGUUUUCUCAUCGUACCCCCCUGUGUGUUAUCAGCUUGCCUUAUUGUAUACAACUAAAUCUCUUUUUAAAAGUUUAAUUUAACAUUCAUUGUUAUGUCAGGUUGCUCUAGCAAUCCAAAUAAUCAUAGAAAAUAUUAUCAAUAACAUCCUUAGACCAGCAAGCUUCCCAUUUCCUCCUCAUGCUCUCUGUGACAAUGAAUACAAAAGCCAUGAUACACAAUAAACCGUUUACUUUUUCUUAAUGUGA
Molecule: messenger RNA, 1091 nt
Organism: Oncorhynchus nerka (sockeye salmon)
Lineage: Eukaryota; Metazoa; Chordata; Actinopteri; Salmoniformes; Salmonidae
Gene: nutf2
Product: nuclear transport factor 2
Exons: 5
Coding region: 105-488 (127 amino acids)
Biological process (GO): protein import into nucleus
Cellular component (GO): nuclear pore central transport channel
Molecular function (GO): nuclear import signal receptor activity
Source: RefSeq, a predicted model, not a curated record